Molecule: messenger RNA, 810 nt
Organism: Pestalotiopsis fici W106-1
Lineage: Eukaryota; Fungi; Ascomycota; Sordariomycetes; Amphisphaeriales; Sporocadaceae
Exons: 1
Coding region: 1-810 (269 amino acids)
Molecular function (GO): RNA-DNA hybrid ribonuclease activity; nucleic acid binding
Source: RefSeq, a predicted model, not a curated record
AUGAGGGCCAAAAUCUCAGUUCUCACCAGCCGGUCGGGCGGCCGUUACAGAAAACCGGCCUAUCGGCAUCUUGAUCGGGACGCCGAGGUAUCCCGCGCGACUACAUUCAGGCCACAGUUUAAAGAUGAGACUCCCGAGAGCCACUUCCCACUACAGACGGUCGUUCGCCUCGACCAGCCUCGCUUCAUCAAUCGAUACGACAGCAGAGAGAUACUGAUUGUCGUGGACGGAAGCUGCUGGAAUAACGGGCACUCGGUCUUCCCAGACUUGCCCGCUGCCGGUGGCUGCUCCUUUGUCUUCAAGGGCGGCCGCGGCGGAGCUAUCGCCACUUACCCAUUUCUACAGGAUGGCAGCGAGCCGGGUGGAACCGUUGGCUUUCCGCUCGAGAUCGAGGGCCCGGACGGAGUCUUUUACGAUCCCACCAGCAAUGCUGCCAAGUUGCGCGCCGUAAUUGCUGCUUUGGAGUUUCGUCCCUGGCAUCUGGAAGGCUGGCGUAAAAUUGUCAUAGCCACUGACCUGGCCUAUGUUGCCAAUGGCGCAACCGAGUGGCUCCCCAGAUGGGUCGCCAGAGGCUGGCGCAAAGGUCGCGGACGGGGUGGACUCGCCAACCGAUCUCUGUGGGAGAAAUUACAUGGGGUGAUCAGCAACCUCAAGAGUCACGGGACUGAGGUUUCUUUUUGGCUCAUCACACGCAAUAACCCAGCUAGCCAUUCUGGCGUCGUUCGGGAGGCCAAGAGUGCAGCCCGGGAAGCUGCCUCGCAAGUGGGAUUCAACUAUGAAUGGACCAGGCUAGCUGGAAUCAAUGUGUAG